This is a messenger RNA of Eublepharis macularius, 2786 nucleotides long. RefSeq names its product SUMO specific peptidase 3 (gene SENP3). The record is from RefSeq and is a predicted model, not a curated record. The coding region runs from base 132 to 2165 and encodes 677 amino acids. The transcript has 11 exons. Gene Ontology annotation, molecular function: deSUMOylase activity. Gene Ontology annotation, cellular component: nucleus. Gene Ontology annotation, biological process: protein desumoylation. Lineage: Eukaryota; Metazoa; Chordata; Lepidosauria; Squamata; Eublepharidae.
GCGGCGCCGGUGGCGGCGGCGGCUCCUGAGGGAAGGAGGUGGCGGCGACGCUGCUGGGAGCUGGAGCGAGAGGCCUCCCCCUCCGCCGGCCUCCCGCUCGAUCUCGCGGCCGGACAAGGCACAUUGGAACCAUGAAGGAAACUAUUCAAGACAAGAAGUAUUGGGGGUCAUCCCAUGGCCUCCACAGCCCCCUUGGGCCCCCAGGCAAGCUGCGCAGAUCUUCCCAGGAGUGGGGCCAACAAGAGCAUAAACAUGGUGGCUGCUUGGAAGGAAGUAGGCACUUGGCUUGUGGCAAGGAGCAGCCCCUGGGCUUUGACCAUCUGUCCUCUGGCAGUGAAGAAGAUGAAGAAGAUGAUGAAGGAGGAGGAAAGUGGGCUCUUCCCAGCAUGUCCACCUGGGGGGUUGCAGGAGGCACAGCUGACCCCUCCAGGAGCAAAGCCUCCCGGGGGAAGAUUGCAAGGAGUGGGGGAAGAGCUUGGCCAUUUGAAGUAGGGACAGGAUCGAAUCCCAGAGGGCAUCCACAGCUGCUGAGGAACCCCAGGCGCCACUAUUUCCGCCGCAGGCGCCAGCGUGCCCUACGGGCCUUCCGCAUGCUGCUGUACUUGAAGAGCUCCUCCCUGGCUUUCCACUGGAAGCUGUGGGGCAAGUUGGCCUCUAAAGGGCGCCGGCGAGGAGGGCCAAAGCGGGCCCGCUCCUCGCUCUCCCUUUCCCCUGGCUCCCAGCCCGAUGAUGAUCACCUUCCCCUUUACAAAAAAAACUGCCUGUUGGGAGUGGAGGACUGUCCGGGGGGAACCAAGCGUCGACCCGGCCCCUCUGAGCCCCACUUGGACUAUGAAUUGGAUGGGGCCUUUCCCCCUUCUGCAACCUCACCUCAAGCAUCCCGGCUCAGCUUGCUGGGAGCCCUGAUAGAUGACACAUCCCCCUAUCCUCAAUAUGUGGAGCUGCAGGGGGUCAGUUUUGACAAAGAUCCUGGAGCUGUGGAGAUGGAUGAAGAAGCAGCUGCCAUGCUCAAGUACCCUGCUGGGGGGGCCCAGGCCUCCCCCCGGACUAGGAGGCUCAGAGAGGCAGAGCACGGCCUGGAUGGAGAUGGAGGCCCCCAGGAUGCCCUUCCCAAUGGCUUUGCCUCUCUCGCUCCUGAUGGGGAUAUCUGCUCCCUCCCUGGAGUCACGGAUGCAACCAUCCUCAUCAGCAAUGUCUGUAGCAUUGGAGGCCAUGUGGCUGAGGAGCUCUUCCAUGGGCCCCGAGACAAGGACAGGACACCGGAUCCCUCUGGCAUCAGGCUAGAAAUGGGGAGCCAGCAGGCAGAGCUGCCCACUGAAGGUGGCCUGGAGCAGCUGGACGAGAAGGCAGCCCAGCACAGUCCACUGAGGGAGGAGCACCUCACUUGUGUGCAAAACAUAUUGGAUGAAUUCCUGCAGACAUACGGCAGCCUCAUUCCCAUCAGCACAGAUGAAGUUGUGGAAAAGCUGGAGGACAUCUUCCAGCAGGAGUUCUCCACACCUCAGAGGAAAGCCCUGGUCCACCAGCUGAUCCAGUCCUAUCAGCGCAUGCCUGGCAACGCCGUGGUGCGGACCUUCCGGGUCACCUACAAGCGCCACGUCCUCACUAUGGAUGACCUACAGACGCUCUAUGGGCCGAAUUGGCUCAAUGAUCAGGUCAUGAACAUGUACGGGGACCUUGUCAUGGACACCGUGCCAGAGAAGGUUCAUUUCUUCAACAGUUUUUUUUACGAUAAGCUACGAACCAAGGGGUACGACGGAGUCAAACGCUGGACCAAAAAUGUGGAUAUCUUCAACAAGGAGCUGCUUCUCAUCCCAAUCCACUUGGAGGUCCACUGGUCUCUGAUCUGCGUAGAAGUGAAGCAGAAGAAAAUCACAUACCUGGACUCCCAGCGCACUCUCAACCGACGGUGUCCCAAGCACAUCUACAAGUACCUGCAGGCUGAAGCAGACAAGAAGAACCGGCCGGACUUCCGAGAUGGGUGGAAAGGCAUCUUCCAAAUGAACAUUGCCAGGCAAAACAACGACAGCGACUGUGGAGCUUUCGUCCUGCAGUAUUCCAAAUUCCUGGCACUGGGCCUCCCCUUCACGUUCACGCAGCAAGACAUGCCGAAACUCCGCCGGUUGAUGUACAAGGAGAUGUGUCACUGCCAGCUGACUGUGUGAUGGCCUGUGCCCACUCAGCCCCACAUACACAACCCAUUCCCCUUCCCAGAGCUGGGAGCAGCCCCUCAAAAGCUCUGCCUCACUUCGCCAGGUGGAGGUUCUGAAUGCCACCAGGUCUGGGUGUGUACUCAAGGGGACUUGGGGAUGACUGGAACUCUGAGGUUUGACAAGUGGACUCCUUUUGGGGGGAAUGUUUUUAACCGAAGUUUACCCCUUUUUUCUGUUCUUGGUCUUUCCCCCCCUUUUUCAUAUUUAAACCUAACCCAGGGUGGAGUUUCUUUAAGUUGGUUCUUUUGGAGAGGGAGGGGCUGGGACAUGUAUCAAACACACCCUCUGGAACGACUCCACUCCAAAUGGAAGAGAGACGUUGGAGCCCUGGAACGGGGACCAGGAAGAGGGGGGAGGAGUCGGUUUCCCUUUCUCCUCUGACUUCAUUCCCUUGUUGGUUACUCGUGUCAGUGAACGAUGUGUGGGUUUUCCCCCCCAAGGGCCGGCCUGGGAGUUGGAAAAGUGGGGUGGGGGUGGGGGAACAGGUUUACACACUGGGGCCGAGAACUGAAACAAGCAUUUUUUUUAUACGAUGGCUACCAUUGUGGGUAAUAAAAAGCAUUCUUUGGAGAA